AUGCCUCCUACACUCACAAUAGUAGCUGAACAUGAUUGGAUGCGUGAUCGUGCCAUUGCAUACUCACAGGAGCUUCGCCAGGUUAAUGUAGAUGCCCCUGUUUAUGAUUACAAAGAUGCUGUUCAUGAAUUUGCAACCUUUGAGAUGUUUUUGAAGACACCUAAAGCUCAAGCAUGUGCAGAAGAUAUUGCCAUAUGGACCACAAAUUUUGAGCUCAUGGAGAUAAGAUUCAGUACACCACAAGAGGUUCAAGGUUUUGGGUGA
This is a messenger RNA of Lactuca saligna, 264 nucleotides long. The record is from the annotation of a GenBank genome assembly. Lineage: Eukaryota; Viridiplantae; Streptophyta; Magnoliopsida; Asterales; Asteraceae.